Molecule: messenger RNA, 2109 nt
Organism: Taeniopygia guttata (zebra finch)
Lineage: Eukaryota; Metazoa; Chordata; Aves; Passeriformes; Estrildidae
Gene: MAPK4
Product: mitogen-activated protein kinase 4
Biological process (GO): protein phosphorylation
Molecular function (GO): MAP kinase activity; ATP binding
Source: RefSeq, a predicted model, not a curated record
GGGGCCGGGGGUGACGUCAGGCGGGGCGGGCGCGGUGCCGGUGCCGGUCGGGCCAUGGCGGAGCCGAGCGCGGCGGCCCCGAUUUAUUUUCACGCUGUGUCACCUCGAAGUGAUGGGCUGAGAGCGAGACCCCUCCCCAGGCACCUGUGAGUAACAAUGAGGGGCUUCAUUUCCAGCCGCGUUUCUGACCCGGACGCCCUGGGACAUUCCCGACUUUUCGAGUGACGAGGGCGGCGGAGCGGGGAGAGCCGGAGCGCGCGAUGGCAGAGAAGUGCGACUGCAUCGCCAGCAUGUACGGCUACGACCUGGGCUGCCGCUUCGUCAACUUUCGCCCGCUGGGCUUCGGGGCCAACGGGCUGGUGCUGUCGGCCCUGGACAGCCGCAGCUGCCGCAAGGUGGCCGUGAAGAAGCUGACGUUGAGCGACGCCCGCAGCGUCAAGCACGCCUUCCGCGAGAUCAAGAUCAUCCGCCGCCUCGACCACGAGAACAUCGUCAAGGUCUACGAGGUGCUGGGCCCCAAGGGCGCCAAGCUGCGCGGGGACUUCUUCAAGUUCAACAUGGUGUACAUCGUGCAGGAGUACAUGGAGACGGACCUGGCGCGGCUGCUGGAGCAGGGCAAGCUGGCCGAGGAGCACGCCAAGCUCUUCAUGUACCAGCUGCUGCGCGGGCUCAAGUACAUCCACUCCGCCAACGUCCUGCACCGCGACCUCAAGCCGGCCAACAUCUUCAUCAGCACGGAGGACCUGGUGCUGAAGAUCGGCGACUUCGGCCUGGCCAGGAUCGUGGAUCAGCACUACUCGCACAAGGGGUACCUCUCCGAAGGCCUGGUGACCAAGUGGUACCGCUCCCCCCGCCUCCUCCUGUCGCCCAACAACUACACCAAAGCCAUCGACAUGUGGGCGGCUGGCUGCAUCCUGGCCGAGAUGCUGACCGGGAGGAUGCUCUUCGCUGGGGGCCACGAGCUGGAGCAGAUGCAGCUGAUCCUGGAGACCAUCCCCGUUAUCCACCAGGAGGACAAGGAGGAGCUGCUGAAGGUGAUGCCCAUGUUCAUCAACAGCACGUGGGAGGUGCGGAAGCCGCUGCGCAAGCUGCUGCCCGAGGUGGACAGUGAAGCGAUUGAUUUCCUGGAGAAAAUACUGACAUUUAACCCCAUGGAUCGAUUAACGGCCGAGAUGGGCCUGCAGCACCCCUACAUGAGCCCGUACUCCUGCCCCGAGGACGAGCCGGUGUCCCAGCACCCGUUCCGCAUCGAGGACGAGAUCGACGACAUCCUGCUGAUGGAGGCCAACCAGAGCCAGAUGUCCAACUGGGACAGGUACCACAUCAGCCUCUCCUCCGACCUGGACUGGAGGCACGACAAGCACCACGAGAUGGACGAGGUGCAGCGGGACCCCCGCGCAGGCUCCGAGUCCACGGCGGAGGAGGCGCAGGUGGACCCGCGGAAAUACUCCCAGAGCAGCUCGGAGCGGUUCCUGGAGCUGUCCCACUCGUCCAUGGACCGCGUGUUCGACGCCGACUGCGGGAAGUCGUGCGAUUACAAAGUGGGAUCGCCCUCCUACCUGGACAAGUUGCUGUGGAGGGACAGUAAGCCCCACCACUACUCAGAGCCCAAGCUAAUCCUGGAUUUAUCCCACUGGAAAAGGGCGACCAUAGCCCCCGCAGCCGAGCUGUCGCUGGAAGAGGAGCCAUCCAACCUGUUUCUGGAGAUCGCCCAGUGGGUGAAGAGCACGCAGGCGGGGCUGGAGUGCCCCAGCUCGCUGCCGGAGAUGCAGGAGCGCAGCCUGCCCUCCUCUCCUCACCGCCUGCACAAGGAGCCCGCGGAGGUGAGCAGCGAGACCGACCCCGACUUCGACCUGGACGUCUUCAUCUCCAGGGCGCUGAAGCUCUGCGCGAAGCCCGAGGAUCUUCCGGACAACAAGCUCAACGAGAUCAACGGGGCCUGCAUCUCGGAGCACGCCGGGGACCAGAAGGAGCGGUGGUGAGCCCCACGGGCCCCGCUGCACCCCCUUUUCCUCCGGGGCGGUGCGGCCGCUGCCGGGUGUCACGGAGCGUCCCCUUUCCACACUACCAAACGCCUUUUCUGGGAAAGGCAAGCACAAACCACACGCC